AUGAGCCAGAUCCUGACUCCGCGGCAAGCAGAGGAGCUUCAUAAGGCUUUGAUAGCAUACCUCUCCUCCGCCAAUCUCCCAUCCACAGCAGCAGCCCUCCGUGAAGAGCUCAGCAUAGGGGACAGUUUUGACGACGCAACACGGAAGAAAUAUGAGGGCAUACUCGAGAAGAAGUGGACUAGUGUGGUGCGGUUGCAGAAAAGGAUAAUGGAGCUCGAAGCCCGCAACAACAGCCUCCAAGCCGACCUCGACUCUGCGACCCCCACAUCACUCCUUCGAAGGAACCAAGACCCUGCCAGUUGGCUCCCUCGAUCUCCCGCUCGUCAUACGCUUCAGUCGCAUCGCCAGCCCAUUACCUGCGUAGCAUUUCAUCCCAUAUUUUCCUCCCUUGCUUCCGGCUCCGAAGACACCACAAUAAAGAUCUGGGACUGGGAACUCGGUGAGCUCGAGCGAACUGUAAAAGGCCACACAAAAGGCGUAUUAGACGUGGAUUUUGGCGGACCACGAGGCGGCACUCUCCUUGCCUCUUGUUCUAGCGACCUCACAAUCAAGCUAUGGGACCCCUCAGAUGACUACAAGAAUAUCCGCACUCUUCCCGGCCACGAUCACUCAGUCUCCGCCAUUCGAUUCAUUCCCAGCGGAGCUGCCGGCGCCCCCUCCUCCGGCAACCUCCUUGUUUCUGCCUCGCGAGACAAGUCUCUUCGGAUAUGGGACGUCACCACAGGAUAUUGCGUUAAAACAAUUCGUGGCCAUGCCGACUGGGUCCGCGACGUAACGCCUUCCUUCGACGGUCGCUGGCUCGUCUCUGCCGGCAAUGACCAGACUGCUCGCCUAUGGGAUGCUGCCUCGGGCGAUGCUAAAUGCGUCUUCCUUGGCCAUGAGCAUGUCGUCGAGUGUGUGGCCCUCGCUCCCCCGCGAUCGUACCCUCAUCUCGCCGCUUUAGCGGGUCUCAAGAAUCCUCCUCCAGCUUCAAGCUCCGCUGAAUUCGUGGCGACCGGCUCAAGAGACAAAACUAUCAAGCUAUGGGAUGGCCGCGGUACGCUGAUAAAGACCCUCAUCGGCCACGACAACUGGAUACGCGCCCUCGUGUUUCACCCGGGCGGGAAGUACCUCCUCAGCGCCAGUGACGACAAAACCAUUCGUUGCUGGGACCUUACCCAAGAAGGACGGUGCGUGAAGACGGUCGAGGAUGCGCACGGGCACUUUGUGAGCUGCAUCCGCUGGGCACCGAGUGUGGUCAAAGACGCGCCUGUAAAUGGCGAUACAAAUGGGCAUGGCGCCGUGAAUGGAUCGACGAAGAAGGAAGACCCGGCUGGCAAGUUGAACAUCCGGUGCGUGAUUGCGACAGGGAGCGUGGAUUUAAAUGUGCGUGUGUUUGCGUCGUGAGAUUGGGGACAAGUACCGGACAGAUCAAUAUCUCGGCGAAAAGGUGCCUGGGUGCUUUUAGAUGGGUGGGUUCAUCAGCUUUCGAUACCCGUGCGUGGCUUUGCGUUUGUUCUCUAUAUGGCGACUGAAUCUACUUGGAGUUCUCCUUUUCAGAGCAUAGUAUAGCAUACCCACUCGGCGUCUGGGACAGGGACACGACGCCAUGACUACACGACGGAUCGCCAGUAGCUGGGAUGCGUACAAGGUAGACAUCAAAAUACAAGGUGCACACUUCAGUCCUAGCUGUUGCGAGUGCGCGGGAUGUACAACUUAAAUUAGGCACCCAAGUCAAUGUGAAACUCGAU
Mytilinidion resinicola is the source of this 1730-nucleotide messenger RNA. Its product is annotated as platelet-activating factor acetylhydrolase IB alpha subunit. Gene Ontology annotation, biological process: vesicle transport along microtubule; microtubule organizing center organization; establishment of mitotic spindle orientation. The coding region runs from base 1 to 1386 and encodes 461 amino acids. The transcript has 3 exons. The record is from RefSeq and is a predicted model, not a curated record. Gene Ontology annotation, cellular component: nuclear envelope; cytoplasmic microtubule; microtubule associated complex. Gene Ontology annotation, molecular function: dynein complex binding; microtubule plus-end binding. NCBI's taxonomy places the organism in Eukaryota, Fungi, Ascomycota, Dothideomycetes, Mytilinidiales, Mytilinidiaceae.